UCUCUCACAGUCACUGUAUCACUGCUCCGUCUCAUCAAUUCCCAAUUUCCGUUCUCCCUCUUUCAGCCCUAAUUUCUUUUGCCGUUGCGCCGCCGCCUCUCGUCUCCUUCAACCGCCACGAAGCCUCUUCUCCGGCGGCCCUGCUCUGUAACUGAAGAUGGAGGAGUGUCGUACGGAGUCCAAACAAGAUGUUGCUCCAGUUUCAGAGGCUCAGCCUGAAGAAAUGGAGAGAAAAGCUCGUGUAGAUGCUGUGUGGCAGCAAAUGAAUAAAGGUGUGCCUUCUAAAUCUCUUAAAGGUAUUCUGGAUAUCCGGAGUCCAAACACAAGCAAGUCUGCUCGAGGAAGUUCGGUGCAGAAGUCGUCAACAGGUUGGAUGAAUUAUCUCGGUUUGGGAUCAACUAAGACACCAUCUCCUGUACAAGGGUUGGGAAAGCGUGCCAUAACAAGUGAGAAUAGUUCCAGUGAGGAAGCAAAAAAACUUGCUGCUGCCGCUCUUUCAGCAGUUAAGGAUGCUGCUGCUGCUUCAGCUACUACAGGAAGGGGAAAAGUGGAGGUUACUGAAGUUCGAGACUUUGCUGGUGAGGAAAUUGAAGUAAGGAAACUCGUUGAUACUGCCUCGAAAGAGGCAGCUGAGAAAGGGAAAGGUGUAGCCGGCACUGUCUCAGCUGUUGAUGCUGUUCUAGAACAGAUCAAAAAGAAGCCUAAACUCAGUGUCCUUGACAAGACAAAGAUGGACUGGGGUGAGUUCAAGGAAGAAAACAAAGGCAUGGAAGAUGAACUCGAUGCGUACAAGAAAAGUUCAAAUCAGUAUCUGGACAAAGUUUCUUUCUUGCAGCGUGCUGAUUACCGGGAGUUUGAGCGAGAAAGAGAUGUCCGGCUGGCAUCUCAGGCCAGGCGAAAGACUGACAUGAGAGAAGACUGAUCGAACUACUUUGGCUUGAAGGUUUCGAGCUAGGCCUCGUUGCUCUGUCCACAUCUCUAAAAUCAAAUGGAGGCCUUAAUCUGCAUAUAGGUUUAUCUCCGCAUUCCUCGUUUGAGUUUCAGCAUCAGCUGCAUUUUUCCAGGAUGACUGAGAUGCCACAAUUAUUGAGAUGUUUAGAAAUGUAUUACAUAGCAAUUUUCCCUCUUUAGUUUCUUGCCAUCUUAUUAUGCAAGAACUUAAAGAGUUUGUGUUAUGCUAAUACUGAAUGGAAUUGAAUUGGUUGUGCCAGUUUGUCUAA
This is a messenger RNA of Salvia hispanica, 1220 nucleotides long. RefSeq names its product craniofacial development-like protein. Lineage: Eukaryota; Viridiplantae; Streptophyta; Magnoliopsida; Lamiales; Lamiaceae. The record is from RefSeq and is a predicted model, not a curated record.